AUGAAGUCGCAUUCCAGACUACGGAAACUUGCGUCCGCAGUACAGACACCGCGGCCUUUUAGACGGACAGUCCGAGACGGCCACCGGCACGAGUGUUUUUCUGCGACCCCCUACCGCGACGCUGAAGUCGCUUUUUCUCCAGAGGAGCGAGCAACCGAGGGUCACGUGUCUGCUUCACGCGAAUCCAACAGUUUCAGACAGUUCGUGGAGUUGUCGACGCUGCCACGUGGAGUCAGGCCGAGUGCCCCCAGGCUUCUCCACCAUACACUGGAAGUCGGCGACUCCCGCCACGCGUCACAGCGGUCUUCCCAUGUCUUCUACCGCAACUCGUUGUCUGGACUGUCAGGAAUCAACGCAGUGACUUCUUUUGCAAGCUGGAAACCUCCUUCGGUCAUCCCACUAUUUUCUGCAAGAGACGGACGUUUCGCCCACAGCAGCUGUUUGCGUGCUGGUCCAGGGCACUUCGUCGAGACCGCACAGGUUGGAGAUGGAGGAGAGAGGGAGGCCGUGCUUUCCGCUGGGGCUGGGGACGCCCGUCCAGCUGAGGAACGGCAGGCAGAAGAGCCUGUGAAGCAUCUGGGGGAUGCCGAAGAAGUUGCCUUAGACACGCGCGUCUUCGACGAGUGUGUCUACACAGAGGACGAGGAUAUUUUGGAGAAGAAACGGAGGAUUGGCGUGGGAAUGAGAGUCGGGGGUUCAGCGCCACAUCGUCGCGGCGCUUCCUUCUCUCCCUCCCUGUCGCCAGAUCCGCCUUUUUCCUCUUCUGACCUUCCGGACUCCUUUCCUUUUACGCUUUCCUCGCAGUGUCCGCGUCCCGACUCCCUUCCUCCGUCUCCGCCGCACGGCGCGCCCUUCUCUCCGACAUGCGCGCCUUCUUCUGCGCUGUCCUCGUCGCCUAAACUUGUCCCAGUCUCCGAGUACCGCAAACGGUCGUUGCGGUUUCCUCCGGACCAGGUGGCGGUGGGAGCUUUUGAGUUGGCGGUAAAAUUCGAGACUCUCGUAUCCCUUCGUUUCCCUCUCGACCAGCACCCGCGAAGAGCGCAGCCCGGCUCUCGCUCUCAGCCUUCUUCUCUCGCCUCCUCCCGUCCCCUCGCUGAGAUGCCCCAGCCAUACGGCAGCCUCCCUCCGCCGGUGGCUUUCGAGAAGAUGCUCGGCGACGCCAUUUCGACUACCAAAGCCAAUGCAGACAUCUUGCCUGUGUCGACACUGCUCUCUGUCGCUCAUGCAGCUGCGCGGCUGGGGGUGCAGGUUUUUUCCUUCGCCUCGGCUCUCCGGCGCCGCGCCCUAGUGCUUCUUCCUGAAAUAAAGAAUCCCGCGGCCUUCAUCCGGCUCCUGCAAGACUUGGAGAAGUUGGGAGGUCUGGGCGACCGCCACUUUGUCUUCUUCAGAGAGAAAGUAAAGGAGACGCUCCAGAGCGCUUCUUCACGCUGCUCGCUGUUCGGGACCGCACUGGUCGUUCACCUCCUCGCUCGACACAGAUUGCGAGACGAGGAACUCCUCACUCUCGCGUACCGCAGGUUUUCGAGAAAUCGAUACACUCUCGCUGCAGCUGUGAGACAAACGCCUUCUCUCCUGGCGGCGCUGCCGCUGGCACUGUCGCGGCUCGAGGUCCCUACGCUGGCUGCAGCGGUGUUGGACAGUCUGCUCAGUGACCAGGCGCCAGCAGCUGUCAGUCAGUUGUCGAUUCACGAACUGUCAAACCUUGCUUAUGCAAUCGCAUGCGUCUCCACCAAUUCCCAAGUUACUGUAGACACGCAUCCGUCCUCUGCGGACUCAGGCUCUUGUCAUGAGCAGAGGCCGGAGCGUUUCGAGGUUGGUUCAUCGGAAAAGGAGUGUCAGUCUGGGAUGAAGAUGCAACUGCAUCCGGAGCAUAGAAGCGUACGCGAGCAAUAUAAUGCAUCUGAAGUUGAUCCGGGAGAAAACAGCGCCACGGGUGGAGGAGUUGGAGACCCUUUUCUCGGAAACAAGAGGGAGAAUAAUACUUCAUUUAAGGUUCUUGAAUCCCGGUCUGUAUGCACACCCGAGGAAUUGAGGCGUCGGUCGACUCUGUUAACGACCAUCUUACGCACUCUGUCUCGCAGUUCCCUGAGGCGCCAUCCACUUAACUCGCCGUUCGAACGCGCGUGGAGACAGCUGAAAAUUAUCGACCUGUAUCUUCAGUUCAAUGUAGGACCUCUGCGUGUAGAUGAUGAGGAAGCGCUUCAGUUUCUGUCUCUUGCUCGGACGAAGAAGCUAUUGAACCUGGUUCAUGUGUCCCAGGUACAGAAGCGUGUUGGGCGCUUGCUUUUCGAUGAAGGACUGAUGUCUGAAAUAGACGUUGAGUACCCACUGGGGCCUUACGUCUUAGACUUUGCAAUACCGUCUCGCAAGCUUGUUGUAGAAGUUGAUGGGGAAGCCCAUUUCUUCUUUGGUACAACGGUGCCAACUGCUCAGACGCGAAUGAAGCGCGAACUGCUUGCCGCUAUGGGGUGGCGCGUGGUCGUCGUUCCGCAGGAACUUUGGAGAAAUAAAAGGAAAGGGAAAAUUAAAGAAUUCGUGGCGAGAAAGGUGCGAGAGGGACUCGAGAUCGACAACAGUGACAGAUAG
Messenger RNA from Toxoplasma gondii ME49, 2586 nucleotides. RefSeq names its product RAP domain-containing protein. Bases 1 to 2586 code for a protein of 861 amino acids. The transcript is spliced from 2 exons. NCBI's taxonomy places the organism in Eukaryota, Apicomplexa, Conoidasida, Eucoccidiorida, Sarcocystidae. The record is from RefSeq and is a predicted model, not a curated record.